This is a messenger RNA of Aspergillus wentii DTO 134E9, 1347 nucleotides long. It is a transcript of the gene hmgA, whose product is annotated as putative homogentisate 1,2-dioxygenase (HmgA). The transcript is spliced from 4 exons. Lineage: Eukaryota; Fungi; Ascomycota; Eurotiomycetes; Eurotiales; Aspergillaceae. Gene Ontology annotation, biological process: L-phenylalanine catabolic process. The coding region runs from base 1 to 1347 and encodes 448 amino acids. The record is from RefSeq and is a predicted model, not a curated record. Gene Ontology annotation, molecular function: homogentisate 1,2-dioxygenase activity. Gene Ontology annotation, cellular component: cytoplasm.
AUGCCAGUCACCAAAUUUUCUCACCCAGAUCCUUACAAGUACCAGAAUGGUUUUGAUUCAUAUCAUGAAUCAGAAGCCAUCGAAGGUGCUCUCCCCAUCGGACACAACUCCCCUCAGAAAGUUCCUUAUGGACUCUAUGCCGAAAAGCUCUCCGGAACUGCCUUCACAGCUCCCCGACGUGAAAACAGACAGACCUGGGUGUACCGUAUCAUCCCCGCAGCAGCCCAUGAGAACUUCAACGCCGAGGAUGCGGAUUCUUAUCACACCCAUAUGACCACCGAAACUCAGAAGCUACACCAUAUCCCCAACCAGCUGCGGUGGAAUCCAUUCGAUCUGGACGAGAAGGUCGACUGGGUUCAUGGUAUGCAUCUAGUGGCGGGGUCCGGCGACCCCACAUUGAAGCAUGGGUUGGGAAUCCUACUUUACGCUGCUGGAAAGGACAUGGGCAAGGAGGCCUUUUACUCAGCGGAUGGCGACUUUUUGAUUGUCCCUCAACAUGGCGUGUUGGACAUUCAGACGGAGCUCGGAAGGCUUGUGGUUCGUCCUAAUGAGAUUUGUGUCAUUCCCCGUGGUGUUAGAUAUCGUGUCACUCUCCCCGCAGGUCCGGUGAGAGGAUACAUUUGUGAGCUCUACCAAGGCCACUACCAACUUCCCGAACUGGGCCCUAUCGGAUCCAACUGUCUCGCCAACGCUCGAGACUUCCAAGCCCCUGUAGCUUCUUUCGAUGACGAGGAAGAGGAAUACCGACUGUACAGCAAGUUCAACAACACGCUUUUCUCUGCCCGACAGGAUCACUCCCCAUUCGAUAUCGUCGCCUGGCAUGGCAACUACUACCCGUACAAGUAUGAUCUGGGUCGCUUCAACACUAUUGGUUCUAUCUCUUUUGAUCACCCCGAUCCUUCCAUUUUCACUGUCCUUACUGGACCGUCUGAUCAUGAAGGCACGGCCAUUGCCGACUUUGUCAUUUUCCCGCCCCGCUGGCUAGUACAAGAAAACACUUUCCGUCCACCGUGGUACCACCGUAACACCAUGUCUGAGUUCAUGGGAUUGAUCGCUGGUAACUACGAUGCCAAGACCGGGGGUGGCUUCCAACCAGCCGGUGCUAGCUUGCAUAAUGUGAUGAGCGCCCACGGCCCAGAUGCAUCUGCCUUUGAGGGUGCCAGCAAUGCCGAACUGAAGCCCCAGAAGGUUGGAGAUGGAAGCAUGGCUUUUAUGUUUGAGAGUUCACUCAUGGUUGGUGUGUCCGAAUGGGGUCUCAAAACCUGCCAGAAGGUUCAGGAAGAGUACAACGAGCAUAGCUGGCGUCCUUUGAAGAGACAUUUUAAAAACCCUAACAAGCAGGCUUGA